Molecule: messenger RNA, 1425 nt
Organism: Neohortaea acidophila
Lineage: Eukaryota; Fungi; Ascomycota; Dothideomycetes; Mycosphaerellales; Teratosphaeriaceae
Exons: 5
Coding region: 1-1425 (474 amino acids)
Biological process (GO): tricarboxylic acid cycle
Cellular component (GO): oxoglutarate dehydrogenase complex
Molecular function (GO): dihydrolipoyllysine-residue succinyltransferase activity
Source: RefSeq, a predicted model, not a curated record
AUGUCCUCCUCGCAAUCCCUGCGCCGGCUCGCCGCCACCGCUCCCUCUCGCCCUACCCUGAUUCUGCGCCUCCGACCUGCCUCCACGAGGAGCCUAUCGCGAUUCGCCAGCACUUCUAGAGCAUUGAAACCGCUAUACAUCACUCAGUCCCGCCAGUUUAGCCUCUCAAGUCGAUACAAUGAAGAGCAAAGGGUCAAGACGCCCGAGAUGGCCGAGUCCAUCUCCGAGGGCACGCUGAGGAGCUGGAACAAGUCGGUCGGCGACUAUGUGGAAGAGGGCGAAGAACUCGGCUCCAUUGAAACCGACAAGAUCGACGUGGCCAUCAACUCCCCCGCCGCCGGCACCAUCAAGGAGUUCCUCGCCAACCCCGAAGACACCAUUACUGUGGGGCAAGAGAUUGUCGUCCUCACGCUGGGUGGAGAGCCCGGGGAGAAGUCGGACUCCGGGAAGCAAGAGGAGUCGAAAGAGGAGAAGAAGCCGGACGAGUCGCAGCAAAAGUCGGAGUCUUCGAAGGAAGAGUCAAAAGACCAGAAGCCGAAGCAAGAUGAACAGUUGAAGCAGCCGAAGCAAGAAUCGCAGCCGAAGCAAGAAUCGCAGCCGAAGCAAGAGUCCCAACCGAAGAAGCAGGAGACCAAGCCCUCCUCACCACCCAAGCAACAAAAACAAGACUCCUCCGAGUCCCAAUCUGCCAAGGCCUCACCAUACGGCACGCGCGAAGAGCGCCGCGUGAAGAUGAACCGCAUGCGUCUGCGCAUCGCCGAGCGCCUGAAGCAGUCCCAGAACACCGCCGCGUCGCUCACGACCUUCAACGAAGUCGACAUGUCCUCGCUGAUGAACAUGCGGAAAGCGUACAAGGACGAGAUCCUCAAGAAGACCGGCGUCAAGUUUGGCUUCAUGGGCGCCUUCGCCAUGGCGUCCAUAUUGGCCAUGAAGGCCGUGCCGACGGUGAACGCGAGCAUCGAAGGUCCUGGUGGAGGCGAUACGAUCGUGUACCGUGACUACGUGGACAUCAGUGUGGCCGUCGCGACCGAGAAGGGUCUGGUCACGCCCGUGGUGCGCAAUGCUGAGAGUCUGGACGUGAUUGGCAUCGAGCAGGCGAUCUCAGAUCUUGGAAAGAAGGCGCGCGACAACAAGCUCACCAUCGAAGACAUGGCCGGCGGCACCUUCACCAUCAGCAACGGCGGCGUCUUCGGCUCGCUCAUGGGCACGCCCAUCAUCAACCUGCCGCAAACUGCGGUGCUAGGCCUGCACGCCAUCAAAGACAAGCCCAUGGCCGUGGACGGUAAAGUGGAAAUCCGGCCGAUGAUGUACCUCGCGCUUACUUAUGACCACCGAUUGCUGGAUGGCAGAGAGGCGGUCACGUUCUUGGUGAAGAUCAAGGAGUACAUUGAGGACCCGAGGAAGAUGUUGCUUCCUUUGCCGUAA